Molecule: messenger RNA, 999 nt
Organism: Penicillium hordei
Lineage: Eukaryota; Fungi; Ascomycota; Eurotiomycetes; Eurotiales; Aspergillaceae
Product: bifunctional triacylglycerol lipase/ester hydrolase
Exons: 4
Coding region: 1-999 (332 amino acids)
Biological process (GO): lipid storage
Cellular component (GO): lipid droplet
Molecular function (GO): lipase activity
Source: RefSeq, a predicted model, not a curated record
AUGGCGUCUGAAAUUACCCCGAACACCUUUCUCACCACCACAGGUUCUUCAUCAGACCAGAAGACAACAAUCUUCUUCAUCUCCGGCAACCCGGGUCUGAUCGGCUACUACCACCCGUUCCUCUCUCUACUUGCAAAGCAUCUAGAUGAGCCAAAGGAUGAACUUCCAACCAGCCCGCCAUCAUUUCAAAUCUACGGCUGUUCUCUCGGUGGCUUUGAAAUUGACGAACCUCAGUCCUCACCCUCACCGAACAAUGCUAUCGAUCUCGACCUGGAAGGUCAGACAUGCUUUGUUCAGGGGAAGCUCGCUACCCUGAUGGGAGAUGAAGCCAACGGUAAAGGAACCAGAAAAAAAGUCAUCCUAAUCGGACACUCUGUUGGCGCAUACAUCGCCAUGGAAAUCCUAAGACGACACCGUGAAGCAAGCCCCGAAAGCGCCUUCGAUAUCGUGGGCGGAGCGAUGCUCUUCCCGACUGUCAGGGAUAUCGCAGCGUCGCCUUCAGGACAGAAAUUGACGACUCUACUUUCGAUCAUUCCCCGUCUUGCUGUCGUGGUUAGUUUCUUCGCCCGACUACUUACAUUCCUGCUCCCGACAUCACUUCUUCGAUCUGUUGUCCGGCUUGUCAUGGGUGAUCCCCCCGUUCAUGCUUUGGAUGCUACGUGUGCUUUUUUGAGGAGUCGGGGUGGGGUACGGCAAGCUUUACAUAUGGCUGCCGAUGAAAUGCGGACUAUCACUUCGGACAAAUGGAGUGAUGAUGUUUGGGGCGCUGCGUCGGCGCGCGAGCCUAUCGCCAAGCUGUUUUUCUACUUUGGUCGUAACGAUCACUGGGUAGCUGAUCAGACGAGGAAUGAGAUUGUUGCGGUGCGCGGGCAGAAGGAAGGACAGCCUGGACCGACUAUGGUUGUUUGUGAAGAGGGUUUGCCGCAUGCCUUUUGUUUAAAACACAGUGAUGUGAUGGCGCGAAAGGUUGCGGGUAUGAUUGGGCAGAUUGUGGCCUGA